Molecule: messenger RNA, 582 nt
Organism: Funneliformis caledonium
Lineage: Eukaryota; Fungi; Glomeromycota; Glomeromycetes; Glomerales; Glomeraceae
Source: the annotation of a GenBank genome assembly
AUGAAGAAACUCAGUGGGACGGCAUCUAAAAUUUGGAAAAAUUUUUCGGAAAAAAUACGUGAUAUAUAUAGAAAACAAUAUGAAAUCAAUAGAGAUUUUCAAACAAAUGUAUCUGGUUUUCAUCCUACAUUUGAUGAUAUUACAGCAAUUGUAGCAAACGACAAUAAUGUGAUCGAUGAUUUGGAUUUUACCAUCUAUCCGUGCGACAAUCGGAAAAAUUGUCCCAUUUGUUUAAAAUACUUUCCUGCUGAACAUGUGGUAACCCAACAACUCGCUAUUCCAGAAAAUAUUUCUGAAUCAAAUCCUGAGAUUUCGGUACCUGUUCCGGCUGAAGAUUAUUAUAUGAGUUUGGAUUGCUCCUUUGCAGGAGAUGUAAUUAAUCAACAACAAUUUACACCUUUAUAUUAUUGUGUUGAAGAAAAUUGCCUUGAAUGCUUAGCGAGAAACGUGUCAUACCCACAACAAUGGAUCUCACCUAAUGAUGAAACUAUUCCUUUAGAAAAUUCUCAUUCUGUAAAUCCAGAAUGUGAAUUUUCUGAUUUCAUAAACUAUUCUUAUUGUGAUGAAAAUAAUUUAAUAUGA